UAGAGACUGAGUAUUUUUUGCAAGGAACCAUACAAUGGGACGGUAACCCACGGGCGUUCGUUGACAGUGAUCUCAAUUUUUUCGUUGCCUAUGAAUAUUACCAAUCCCAUGCCAUUUUCACGCCUAUAAACUUGCAAAUAAACAACCACAUCUCUCUCUGUCCUCUCUCAAAGAUUUAGUGAGAGAAAGAGAAUCAUUUUUCAUUUUAGAUUUUUUAUUACAUUCAUUCUUACCAAUUAUUUUGAAUGAAGUUAUAUAGUGAGACCAGUAUUUAUGCAGAUUUGGAAUCGAUUUGCGGUUGAAAACAGCCUGAUUUAUCGACGACCAUGAGUGAGACGAAUGUUUCUCUGGAGAGAGUCGACUCACCGCCUCCGGCGGUCGAUGAGGAAGCGUUAAGUUCGCCUACGGUUCCUUCCCCGGAGCCGACGGAUAACUCGCUGGCUACGGUGGCUAAUAACAAGGGAGCGUUGAUGUCGCCGUCGAUGAUGGAGACGUUUCGGACCUGUGUGCUCUCUGGGGGCCGGAUUGACAAGGAGGAGUUGAGGAGGAAGCUUACGAUGCCGCAGUAUCUUCGGCACGCAAUGCGCGAUUGUAUACGUUUCCAGGAUCCAACCGCAAUGAGCCGUCACAUUAACGGCAAGCAAGAAGAAGGUAUUCUCCUUCCGGAGACGCCCAUGGUAGUAUUCAUUAAUACCCGCAGCGGUGGCCGUCACGGCCCUGUUCUUAAGGAAAGGCUGAAACAUCUAAUGAGUGAAGAACAGGUUUUUGAUCUAUCUGACGUGAAGCCUAAUGAAUUUCUGGAGUAUGGAUUGGGUUGCCUGGAGUUGUUGGUAAGUCUUGGUGAUUCUUGCGCCAAAGAAGUUCGUGAAAGAAUGAGGAUUAUGGUUGCUGGGGGUGAUGGUACAGUUGGCUGGGUAUUAGGAUGUCUCACAGAUCUUUACAAGAAAGGUCGGGAGCCAGUUCCUCCUGUAGGAAUUAUACCACUUGGCACGGGCAAUGAUCUAUCUAGGAGUUUUAGCUGGGGAGGUUCGUUUCCUUUUUCCUGGAAGGCCGCUAUUAAUAGAAGUCUUUUGAAGGCUAGUACAGGUCGAAUCUGUCGUCUGGAUAGUUGGAAGAUCUUACUUUCAAUGCCAGAGGGCACAAUUGUGGAAGCACCCCAUUCUCUGAAGCGCACAGAAGAGUUCUCUCUGGAUGAGGGUUUAGAAGUUGAAGGAGAUCUUCCUGAGGAAGUUACUUGCUACGAAGGAGUGUUCUACAAUUACUUCAGUAUAGGAAUGGACGCCCAAGUAGCUCAUGGCUUCCAUACUCUGCGUAACGAAAAGCCUUACCUUGCAAACGGUCCUAUGACAAAUAAGAUUAUCUACUCUGGUUACAGUUGCACUCAGGGCUGGUUCUUAACAUCUUGCACAAGUGAUCCGAGUCUAAGGGGGCUUAAAAACAUUUUGCGGAUGCAUGUCAAAAAGUUCAACUCUUUAGAGUGGGAGCAGAUACCAGUUCCUUCCAGUGUAAGGGCAGUAGUUGCUCUGAAUCUUCAUAGCUAUGGAAGUGGACGAAAUCCCUGGGGUAAUCUGAAACCAGAGUAUCUGGAAAGGAGAGGCUUUGUUGAAGCCAAUGUGGAUGAUGGGCUUCUGGAAAUAUUUGGUCUUAAGCAAGGAUGGCAUGCAUCAUUUGUAAUGGUUGAACUAAUCUCUGCAAAGCACAUAGCUCAGGCAGCUGCAAUUCGAUUGGAAAUAAGAGGUGGGAAGUGGAGAGAUGCUUAUAUGCAAAUGGAUGGAGAACCCUGGAAACAGCCUUUGACAAGUGAAUUCUCUACCUUCGUAGAAAUCAAGAGGGAGCCUUUCCAAUCGUAUAUGAUUAGUGGAGAGUAAUUCAUUGCUUCAUGCUACGACUCAUGUAUAUGUAUGGAUGUAUGUAUGUAAAUUAAUUACAUGUAAUUGAUGAAUUACAGGCACUGGAAAAGAAAACUUUGAAAGUUAGGAUCGUGACUUUAGGGAGGUUCAUUAAGUGGUGCCGUUGAAGAAAACUUUGAAGUUAGGAUCAUGACUGUAGUUGUUUAACUGUUAGAAAUUCAGUUAUUAUUCAUUUUAAUUAUUUUAUUUAUUUUUUAAAUAACAAUUUGGUUUGGAUAUGAGUCAUAUAUGACAUCAUAUUUAUCU
Prosopis cineraria is the source of this 2156-nucleotide messenger RNA. RefSeq names its product diacylglycerol kinase 4-like. The record is from RefSeq and is a predicted model, not a curated record. Gene Ontology annotation, molecular function: ATP-dependent diacylglycerol kinase activity. The transcript is spliced from 12 exons. Bases 327 to 1868 code for a protein of 513 amino acids. Lineage: Eukaryota; Viridiplantae; Streptophyta; Magnoliopsida; Fabales; Fabaceae.